UUUGACAGUUACUUUACGUAAACAACCGGCUAACAACGCGUGCUGUUACUUGUUUCCUUGCAGUUUUUGUUUUCCAUUGCGUGUAUUUCUCCAAAUUGUUUGGGGUAAACUAGAAUCAAAAUGAGUGUCCGUCUCCUAAAUGUGUCUUGCAAAUGGCAGCGGCUUGGUUGCUUCGCCCAACGUGUCUACUAUCAACCGAAUGCACCAACAUGUGGUUAUGCAAUAGGAGCAACAAGGAAGUCGCUGCAUCAAACAGUAGCGAGCGGCUGGAAUGUGCCUUUAAAUAAAUGGAAUAUCCACCAAAAGUAUGGCCAUAGUGGCUAUGCUUCCGUAAGUAAAGCAGCUCCAGUUGCAAAAGCGCCCGCCAUGGUGACGCUUUUGGAAAAGUUAGUAGCGCAACAUCAAACCUCUGGAGAACUCAACUUUGAGUUAUGCGAUAAAGUAAUCACACAAUUGGAACGUAAUCCGCAUGUUUACAACCAACUACUAAGCAGCGAACAGGCGCAUUUUCUGCUACACGCUUGCGGUACUCUGCUGCCGAUGCGACCAAGCAACACGCGUUUGGAACUAUUCCACCGUCUUUGGUCCUAUUUGGCACAAAAUUCAAAGUUGACUGCGUCAGACUAUGUCACUUGGCUGCAAGUUCUACAACACAAUCGUGCGUCACUUGCUGAUUUUCGUUCAUUUCUGCAAGAGUUUAAUAACCUAAACAGCAAAAUCGAAUUUGCGCUGCCAGAAAUCUAUGCUGAACUACUGGGCACAGCUUGUGGAACCGGAGACAUGCAACAGGCGACCGAGUUGUUGGCUGAAAUGCGCGAUCAUGAAUUUCCCCUAACAGAGCGUCAUUUCAACUCACUACUGUUAGGACACGCGCGCAAUCACGACCUGGCUGGUUGUCGCGCUGUGCUUGACAACAUGCUCGCUGCGGGUAUUACGCCUAGUGCAGAAACGCAGUCUUUGCUAGUGUCUGCGUAUUUGGAAAAUGACGCGCACGCAAAAGCAGUGGAAGUGUUGAACAAAUUUCAUGGUAAAUUUCAGGCAGCUCAAGUCGUGCGUAUGCUGCGCAGUCUCCUGUAUAUUGAAAGACAGCAAGAUGAAGAAAUGAUAAAGCAAUUAGUACAGGAAUUGCCGAGGGACUUCGCGGAAGGUACAGAAGUGGCAUUGCCACUGCGACACUUAUGCAUCGAACUGCUGCACAACGGCAAACUGCCUUCGGUGAACAUCAUCAUCUCUAGCUUGCCUACACCGCGAUUCUACGAAAACCAAAACAUUGAUACCUUCGGGGUCUUUUUGCUACAAGAACUAUUCCGCAAAAAGUUUAAUGCUUCGCAGAUAAUCGAAGUUGCCAAAAUGCUCCAAGGCAGCGGCAAGAACAGUCGCGCGUUGCACAUAUCCACAGAGAUAGCACUACGACGCGACACUGAAAUGGCGUUACCCUUUCUAGAAGCGCUAUCUCAGCUAGAGCCAUUGCGUCCCCACUAUUUUUGGCCACUCCUUUUGCAUAAUCAUCGGCAGUCAGGUGAGGCUGGUGUGCUGAGUGUUUUGAAGCAAAUGAAAUCUUUAAAUGUGGCUUGUGAUCGCGAAACUAUCGCUCUUUACACAUUACCCCUUUUACCAUUGACCCUCAAACAACCCGAACAGACAAUGAAAUCACUAGAUGAAGUAGGCAUCAAGCCCUCUUUAGCGUUGAUUGAAAUAAUAAUGUAUUUACUAAUCCGUCAAAGGCUUGACGCGGCGUAUGAUUUACUGGAACUAUAUCCCACCAAAAUGGCAGUUGAACAGCUAGUUCCCACACUGGCGAAUGCCGCUGUAAACGUACGCGCCACAAAGCGUUAUCAACAGUACGUCAAGCUGCUUGCAGCUUUAUCGAAGAAGAACGAGAAUCGCAAAGUUGACUGGAUCGGACAACUAUUGUUGAGCAUGGUGCAAGGGCAAAUGCGCCUGCGCAGCGAUCUGAGAUCAGUAAAACGCUUCGUUGAUGAAAUGGUCAAAUUUGGUUUGGUGAUAUCACCCGCUGCAGCGAAUGCCACAGUGACAGCGCUAGAAGAACAAAUAAAGUCAGAGGUGAACUUAACUUCCAUCAAGGAGGAGUUGCACAAAAUUACUGAUUACAAUGUAGUGCUACCGCAAAAUGUUGCAGCUGGUGAUACAAGUGGCGCCACUCCCUCGUUUGUAAAGCAUCCGCGCGACAUGACGCUAGAAGAGCUGGAAUAUCAUCUAGUUGAAUUGGAAGGGAAAGGAAUGAAUGCCCGAGGCGUGCUGCGAAGACUUUUGCAGUUAUACGUUCGUGACGGCCAGUUAGAGCGCGCAUUAGAAAUUAAAGAUAAAUGUGACAAGCUGCAGGUGCAAGUGAGCGCCGGUAUGUUGGCCAGUACGCUGGAUCUUUACAUUAAACUGAAAGAUCUGCCCAACGCUGAGAAGAGCCUGAAGCGACUGCAGCAAGAGUUUCCAGAUUUUUCCUUAGACGAACAUAAGUUCGUUGAUUUUGCAACCCUGUUAGUACACAACAAGCAGUUAGAUGAGGCAAAGGAAAUGCUACAAACACGCGCCACAAAGCAGCGAAUCUAUGGUGGCGAUUAUGUAAUUAAAAAUGUAUGGAAUUUUCUCUCUACUGUGGCACAGUUCGCCGCGGAAAUGCCCAAUCUAGAGCCGGAACGCAAUUUGACACGAGAACACUUUCACUUCCUACAAAAGUUGCGCUACUGCAAUGCACACAACAGCGUUUUGGGUCCGAUUGUGCGUGAGCGUUUACUACGCGGGGACAUCACCGCCGCCGUGGCAGAUUUUCAAAAACUCGCCGAGCAGUACAAACAUACACCACUCCAAUUCGAGCUGCUGUCAUUGCUGGUGCGGCUGAGUAACGGUAUUGAACCAGAAGUUACGCAAUAUAACGGCGUGAAUGGCGAAGAAGCCCAACAGCUCUUGAACGAAGUGACGAAUACCAUUUCCAAAGUUCAUGGCGUUUUGAAUAUGAACAGCGGAUUAUUGCUGGCAUUCGCCGAAUCCGGUACAGACAAUCAGCUACGUCGCUUGCUCAUCAGUCCGGAAUUUCGCAUCAAUGAACAUUUGCUGCUGAAAAAUUGUGAGUAUUUGGGCGAAGAAGGCGCUGUGGCCACCUUACUACGCUUGGCGCGUGGGGCACGCGGUUUCGGACGUACUAUUGAGGAACAAAACAUCUACAACAUGCUGCUGACACACUUCUCCAAAGCGAAUAAUUAUCCAGCCGCAUUGGAUCUGUAUGAGCGUCUGGAGGCAGAUGACGAUUUGAAAAUAUCACAAGAGUUCUUGCGAAAUUUAGUUCAUUUGCUGCGUAUUAAUAAUGUCGAAAUACCUAGCAAAGUGGCGUUGCGCGCGCAGAUUAUAUAGUGAACAGCGUACGACAGUUUAGUUAUGUAAAGUAAAUUAAUAAACACAUAAAUAAAUUUGCGGUUUAGUUGUAGGCCACGAGUUAAAACUCUACGCUAAGCUGAGAAACAUGAAGGCAUUUUGAAGAAGUAAAUAAAAGGCAAACGAAUUGUUAUUUGUAUUACUUAAAUUAAUUUUAUUUCCUAGCAAUUAAAUGCUAAAAUAUACAACAGCGCAAAUA
Anastrepha ludens (Mexican fruit fly) is the source of this 3586-nucleotide messenger RNA. RefSeq names its product leucine-rich PPR motif-containing protein, mitochondrial (gene Lrpprc2). The transcript has 3 exons. The coding region runs from base 121 to 3366 and encodes 1081 amino acids. NCBI's taxonomy places the organism in Eukaryota, Metazoa, Arthropoda, Insecta, Diptera, Tephritidae. Gene Ontology annotation, molecular function: protein binding. The record is from RefSeq and is a predicted model, not a curated record.